AGCAGAAGAGUGGCCUAGAGUCAGGAGCGAAUGGACCUCAAAAGGGAUGAACAGGCGCAAGCCCAGGGUUGGGAAUGGAUGGGUGUUCCUUGACAAUUCCACUCCCGUACGCCCGCCGCGGCCGGUUGGGAGAGGUCCCGGGGAGGGGGGCGUGUCCCGGCCGCCUACCUGGAGGCUGCGGGCGCGCGGCUGGCACGGCGCGAAGUGGCGGAGGGCGUCUCUUUGCAGCUGGAUCUGCACGUGGCGAGGGCUCCACACUGGCCGGGAGGAUGAAAGGCCCCAGCUGGGGGCUCCUUGCCACCAGCGCUGGGUCCUAAGAGCUGCCAUCCAGGCUGGCCGCCCGGAUGGCGACCCCAGCCUCGGCCCCAGACACACGGGCUCUGGUGGCUGACUUUGUAGGCUAUAAGCUGAGGCAGAAGGGUUAUGUCUGUGGAGCUGGCCCUGGGGAGGGCCCAGCAGCUGACCCACUGCACCAAGCCAUGCGGGCAGCUGGAGAUGAGUUUGAGACCCGCUUCCGGCGCACCUUCUCUGAUCUGGCAGCUCAGCUUCAUGUGACCCCAGGUUCAGCUCAGCAGCGCUUCACCCAGGUCUCUGAUGAACUUUUCCAAGGGGGUCCCAACUGGGGUCGUCUUGUGGCCUUCUUUGUCUUUGGGGCUGCCCUGUGUGCUGAGAGUGUCAACAAAGAGAUGGAGCCACUGGUGGGACAAGUGCAGGAGUGGAUGGUGGCCUACCUGGAGACACGCCUGGCUGACUGGAUCCACAGCAGUGGGGGCUGGGCGGAGUUCACAGCUCUAUACGGGGACGGGGCCCUGGAGGAGGCGCGGCGUCUGCGGGAGGGGAACUGGGCAUCAGUGAGGACAGUGCUGACAGGGGCCGUGGCACUGGGGGCCCUGGUAACUGUAGGGGCCUUUUUUGCCAGCAAGUGAGAAAGUCCAGGGCCAGGUGGGGCUAGGUGUGGCUGGGGGCCAGGAGAGCAGGAACAGAACAAGAAGUGAGGUGAAUGGUUGGGCAUGGAACAGGGAAAGGGAGAGGUAGCAUGUGAGGGAGCCAAGUGUGCCAGGCAGGUGGUUGAAAAAGUGAGCUAGAGUCAGUCAUUGGGGAACGUUUUAGGAAGGUCAGGAUGUCAGGAGAUAGAGUCAUUCCAGGGUUUGGGGGGAGGUGGGAGGGAUCAUGCCUAUAGGUGUGGGCACAUGAAACUACCCAGAGAUGGAUUUGCAGCCCUAAGGAAGGUGAACUUGCAUAAGGAGUUAUGUCUCCCCUGGAUGAGUGGGAUUUGGGGAAUUAGAAGGCCGUUGGAAUGGAAGCUUGGGGUUCUCAGGUGAUUGGGAGAGGUGCCUGUGGCUGUGGGCUGCUUGGACACGUGUGCAUGUGCACGCGUGCUCGUGUGCAUGCUGGGCUGUUUGUCUAAUCUGGAGGUGGUUCAGAUUCUUCAAGGAGAAAACAUUCCCUCUUGCAGUGACAAGAACAAGGGACAGUUCUCUGCCCCUCCUCCCAAUCCCUCCUUUCCCUUACCCUUGCCCAGAUGCCUCAAGGCUGAGGAAGAAACACUGUAUCCAGACAGAGGGCUCUGGCACUUCUCUGCAGAAAGUUGUUGGUAGGUCUUUAGAGAGAAAGCAAUUCUGCAGCUAGCCUUGUUCCUUCAGUACCCCUUUCCCUGUGCAUCAUGCACUUGCUGCUGCCUCCUGGGCUCUGACAGAAGUGCAGGGCUGUGGAGCCUGGGCAGGUGAAGGCUUCUUCAGUAGCUGGAUCUGCCUGCCACCCUCCCCUCCCACUGGGGCACAAUAGCACCUAAUAGCCCUGGGACCUCAGUACCCAAACUGAAACUCUAAAUUGGGGUUCUAAUUUUACUUUUGAGGCUGUAGACAUAAAUGCUGAUCUAGAAUACAGUCUGGGUCCCACCCAUUCUCAGUGAGACUGUUGAUGCCUUGAGAAGACCAUUCUAGCUUGAGUCCUAUGGGUGUGAGGGUGACAGGUACUCCCUGACUGGCCUAUUCUGUGUGGUGGGCUUUGGUGCUGCUUUAUCAGGGGCCAGGUAUAUGGGUUCCAGAGUACCUACCACCAUCUAGAAGCAUCUAUAUUUCAUUAAAGCCACACUGUUUGCAUGGGUGUUAUUUGUCUGUGCCUCAGAGUCUGAGGAUGCUAACUUUAGAACUAAGUCUUCUAGAACAGAUUCAGGCUACAGCUUUUUAUUUUGAAGAAGAAAUGAUUCACUCCAGAUGCAUGCCCUGAGCCAGACCUCACUGCUGCACUUUCCAAGGUGCUAAAAUUUGCUGCUCUCCAAUGCUGACUUCAUUCACAGUGCUCUAGAACCCUGCCCAUGAUCCUGAGCACUGAUCAGUUUAGCUAGACAUGGUUGACUCUUAGAGAUUUUUACUUGGUCCCAGAAUGUGGCAACAUGGUUGUUGUGCUCGUUAGAAUGUGGGACCAAAUUGGCCUCAGGUGUUUAGUCCAGACUUUUGCUUUGAGGGAGGGCUGCACUUUUUAAUGGUCUCUACAGGGGAGGUGGUAGACUGCAUGUGCCAUUUGGUCUGUUGUGAGUAUGCUGCUACCAGAAACUCAGAGCCAGUCUGUGGCAGGCAGUUGGGGUGGGGGGGUCUCUGACUUGCUCAGGACAAACUAGGCCAGUGGUUUUCAAACUGCUUGGCAGAGCCCCAAAGCAUCCUAGGGGUUGCCUCAGGAGUCCUUGGGGAGAUGAAGAGGGUUGGGGACUGAGCAGGCUGGGCAACUUGCCCUCAAAUAGAACAGCUUCUCUUGUAGCUGUCAUAUAUCGGGGUUCAGGGUAAGAUUUUAUUUGCAUUAAGGGUUUUGCUGCUGAAAAAAAAAAAGUUGGAAAACCACUGACUAGACCAUAGACCAUCAGCUCCAAAUUGGAGCCUGUGCUCCCCCAGGUUUGGGGCAGACUCCUCAUUCUACCCUCUACCACAGGAUACCUAUUUGUUAGCAUUCCUGGGGGCCUUUAACAAACUGGGGCAGCAGGGACCAUGGUCAGGUUACCAAAGUGCCCCGCUCUGAGGCCUUCACAGUGGGUGGAAGGAGAGGCUUUUUUCUGAAAGGGUAAAGGGCUUGGUCUGGAUUCCCAGAAGCAUAGCUUUGAUGGGAUCACAGUGGGCAGUUUUGACUUGUCUUGCCCUUCUUAGUUUGAGGAGCAGUGGAAACCCCAGAGACUCUUCUGUCAGGGAAAACUAGGGACUCUCUUCUAGAGCCAUAUAGUUCCUUGGGAUUAGCUCUUGGCCAAUAAGGCUGAGUAUGGCUCCCAAUUUUUAAAUUCACUUAAUUUUUUUUAAAAAAUGAGGGAAAUAAACGUAAUUGCCAUUUUUCGAAGAUUAAAUAGGUGGAGAGGGUGUUUCUUGCUCUCCAGAGCCCAAAGGGACAAAUAGGGACUUUGGUUAGGCCAAGGAAGGAGCGGAAGUAGGGCAACUGGGUCCUGCGAUUAUUAAUCCUACUCCCCACUUAUUGUAGGGCAUACAUACACUAUUUUACUUUUUUAAAUCAUAAAACGACAGGAGAACAGAUUUGGUUAGUUUAGAAGGAAAAAAAGAAGCUCUAUAAAUAUAAAUAUAUAUUCCUGUAUUUUUAUUUAAUAAUUUAUAAAUAUCAAGUUCAUUUGAUUUUUAUUUUUGUGUAAUAUGUAAUGGUCGUAUUAAAAAAAUAAAUAAAGCCCAGAAGUUUAAUGAGAAGGACUGAACAGGGUUUUGUGACUUUAUACGGUAUAGCCUGGGGUCAGAACAUUCCUUGAUCCAAUCAUCUCUUCAUGAUAUUGCUAAGGGCAAGAAUUAGAGUUAUAGGGAUUUGGGAAACUCUUGAGAUUUAAAAAAAAAAAGAAAAAAAAUCAGAGUGUUCCACCAUCUUCCUCACCCCACCCC
Molecule: messenger RNA, 3863 nt
Organism: Sciurus carolinensis (gray squirrel)
Lineage: Eukaryota; Metazoa; Chordata; Mammalia; Rodentia; Sciuridae
Gene: Bcl2l2
Product: BCL2 like 2
Exons: 4
Coding region: 345-926 (193 amino acids)
Biological process (GO): negative regulation of intrinsic apoptotic signaling pathway; extrinsic apoptotic signaling pathway in absence of ligand; intrinsic apoptotic signaling pathway in response to DNA damage
Cellular component (GO): mitochondrial outer membrane
Molecular function (GO): protein homodimerization activity; protein heterodimerization activity
Source: RefSeq, a predicted model, not a curated record